UUUUCGUGCAUCAAGAUGACGAGAGUUUAUAAAGAAGAAUUUCGAAAUUCUCUGGUGGAAAUUGCUUCUCAUGUAGUCCACAUUGCCUCACCUCAUGACCGAGUGAGAAUAGUCGAAUGGUGCAGAAGACUUGCAGGAAUUUCUUCUGAUAAUAUAAACGACGCGAAGAAACGAAAUGAUUACAUUCAGCUACUGAAAAUAAUGGUCCGGGGGGGACAACUGCGUGGAAUAUUCCGACGAUCUUUACCUGGAGAGAAAAUUCCUCCACUCGGUGAAGCAAUUGGAAUUAAUCUUAUUGAGGAAGUAUCUAAGGAUUUGCCGAGGCCAGGACCGAUUGCUCCUGUUAUCUCCAAAAAAACUCUGGAUGGCACAGCUUAUAUAGCCAUUAAUAAAAUUCAUGAUAAAGGAUUACUCUGCUACAUGGCUGUUACACCUGAUGGUACAAUCGAUGAUUCAGAGGAUGAUGACAAUUCACCCAUUGCCGUAGCAAAAAAAUAAAUCAU
Fopius arisanus is the source of this 503-nucleotide messenger RNA. RefSeq lists its product as uncharacterized. The record is from RefSeq and is a predicted model, not a curated record. The transcript has 2 exons. The coding region runs from base 16 to 498 and encodes 160 amino acids. Lineage: Eukaryota; Metazoa; Arthropoda; Insecta; Hymenoptera; Braconidae.